CGCCUGCGCGAGGCAAUGUUUUGCACUGUCGCGCCAGUGGGAGAAGUUGUGGGAAAUUUGUGAGGUCCACUAGUUUUUAUGCCUCCAAAAUCACAUUUCCCGAAAUCAUAAGGACUCCAGGAUUUCAGGAGUCUUUACCAGUCAAUGUAUCUAUAUGUGGGCGAAGUAGGAGGACCAGAAACGGCUGUGAUCUGGAGAUUUUUGCUAUCAAAGUUGGAGGAUUUUCCGACGAAGGCUGUCGGGGAGAGAUAGGGUGCACCCCCUGUGGAAAAGCGUGGGAGGGCGAGGGGAGUGAGGUGGGUCAACCUUACGAUUCCUGCCCCUUAACUACAGUUCCCCGGAAGCGCAUUGUUUGUUGUGCGUGGGAGAGAGAGACGGCCGCGCGACCACAACACAACACUCUACCAACCUCCUCCACAACAGAGCCACGGUCGUAAACAAGGACAACCCCGCCACGGUUUUUUUUCCGCGACCCCUUUCAGAUUUCAACCCACAAAUUGAGAACUAAGGAUUGAGAGAAUUCCUCGAUGCUAGCGAUGUCUAGUUCUAACUCCGUGACGAGUAACGAUGCCUGUUUGAGCAUCGUGCACAGUCUGAUGUGCCACAGGCAGGGCGGAGAGACAGAAACCUUCGCCAAGAGGGCCAUAGAGAGCCUGGUGAAGAAACUCAAGGAGAAGAAAGACGAACUAGACAGUUUGAUCACAGCGAUCACGACGAACGGGGCACAUCCCAGCAAGUGUGUGACCAUACAGAGGACACUGGACGGAAGAUUACAGGUAGCGGGACGGAAAGUUUUCCCACACGUAAUAUACGCCAAGAUAUGGCGCUGGCCCGACCUGCACAAAAACGAGCUAAAACACGUCAAGUACUGCAAGUUCGCUUUCGACAUUAAGGCGGAUUAUGUCUGCGUGAAUCCGUACCAUUAUGAGAGGGUAGUGUCGCCAGCCAUCGACCUUUCUGGGCUGACAUUACAGCAUACAGCUCCUCCGAGCAGACUUGUGAAGGAUGAGUUUGUCCAUGAGUGUGUUCAGGUGGAGGGGAACCAGUACAAUACACCAGGAACCUCCGACUCCUCCCAGUCCAUCCAGACUAUACAACACACCUCCAACCACACACAGAGUCGCCCUGACAGCUUCCCUCAUCCCAUGCUGUCAACACCACACUCAGUCUCAUCAGCGGCAGCUCCUGUCACCAAUGGUUUUGGGAUGUCGCACUCGGACCCCAACGGACUGAACAGACCAGGUCCGAGCAUGGUUGGUUUUGGAACGCCCCCUCACUCAGACGGUGUCUUCGCGUACAUUGCAGGGCCGUCCGGCCCCGGACAACAGGCGCCGCCACAGCAGGCACCUCCACAGCAGGCAACCCCGGGGCCUUCCACUCUGGAGACUACCACCGUCUCCACUCAGCCUUCCACACCAUUCAGAAGCAACACGACGACUUGGGCGGGAAACAACACAGCGACGUACACACAGAACAUGGCACCGGAGGGAAGCCUGGCACCGCCACCGUACUGGGCUGGAGGAGGGGGAAACAGUCAACUCCACAGUAACGCAGCUCUGGCAAACAUGCCGCUCUCAUCACGGCCUGGCCCUGAAUACUGGUGUUCCAUCGCGUACUUUGAGAUGGACGUCCAAGUGGGGGAGAUUUUCAAAGUCCCGUCCAGCUGUCCCACAGUGACUGUGGACGGGUACACGGAUCCAUCAGGCAUCGACAGGUUCUGCCUCGGACAGCUCUCCAACGUGCACAGGACAGAGGCUAGCGAAAGGGCAAGGUUACACAUUGGGAAGGGUGUACAGCUGGACCUGAGAGGGGAGGGCGACGUGUGGGUGAGAUGUCUGAGCGACCACGCCGUGUUCGUGCAGAGUUAUUACCUGGACCGCGAGGCGGGGAGGGCGCCGGGAGACGCCGUGCACAAGAUCUACCCCAGCGCGUACAUCAAGGUGUUUGACCUGCGUCAGUGCCACCGUCAGAUGCAGCAGCAGGCGGCUACGGCGCAGGCAGCUGCAGCUGCUCAGGCCGCAGCUGUGGCAGGGAACGUGCCGGGGCCGGGGUCUGUGGGAGGGAUCGCUCCUGCCAUCGGGGUUCUUUCAGAUCUGGGGCUGUCGUCUGCGGCCAGUAUAGGGGUGGACGACCUGCGGCGACUCUGUAUCCUGCGUAUGAGCUUCGUGAAGGGCUGGGGACCGGACUACCCGCGACAGAGCAUCAAACAGACGCCGUGCUGGAUCGAGAUCCACCUCCACCGCGCCCUGCAGCUAUUGGACGAGGUUUUACAUACGAUGCCGCUAACAGGAGGCGAUCCGCGGCAUCUGGACUAGCGUAGCUCUCGUUUUUUUCUUUUGUAAAAAAACAUUAAGAUUUUAUUUCAAUAGGCCAGACCAAUGAAAAUGUAACAUUGUGAAGCUUUACACAAAUCUAUUUUCAUUUUUAUUUCAGUGAACAACACCUACACACCUCUGCAUCAAAAUAGAAUAACUUAACGCUUAAUAUAACAUGUAGAAGAUAUAUGGGUUAUGCCAUUGUAUGCAGGGGGUACUACUUUUGUCCUUUCUGUAGUUGUUACUCUUAUUUUGUGAUACAGACUCGAGAAAAUAUAUUAGAACAUGUAACCAUGAUGUGUGCAAGUGGAAGUUAUGGCUGAAUUUUUUUUUUAAAUGACAGAACUUGACCUGCUAAAAAUGGAUGUUCUGAAAAAUGGCAAAAAUACCUGGACUGACAGACAAAUUGUUAAUAUCCAUACCUCUGAAUAGGCCAAGAUGUAAAGCAAAAUUUGUUCUGUUUUACCCUUGGGGAAAUGGUCACUGCCAUCUUGAGUUUUGAGUGUACAAAAUGGUUUAUAUACUCCAGGUUAUAUCUUCCAUUGCCACAACUUGGUCAUAUACCUGUACAACUAUAUAUUGUUUAAGGAAUCUGCAUAUAAAAGUACAGUUUCCUCAAGAUUUUAUUUUGUAUCAUGCAUAGAUGUAUACUUUGUUUACAUGUAAGAAAGCAAGCUGUUUUCCAUGACAAGCAUUUCAGAAUGAAGAUUUUUUUGUCUGAUAGGUUUGAUCUGAAAAAUGUGAAGCUGAUAAAUUGUGGAUUUUCUUGAAUGCCUAUUGCAGAAGCUAAAUUUUAACAGUCUUUAGAUAGUAAAAUCACACUAAUUAAGCAUUCUACAGUCCUCAGUCACUGCACUACUAUGAAGAUACUUCUUUAACUAAUGCCACAGUCACAAUUUCAAGAGAGAGGGGGAAGAGGUGUAGCAAGAUCUAGAUUUUAGCCAGGCUCUGGAAGGGUUUUUGGCUGUGCAAAACAACAGCCUGUAAACUACCCAAUGAGGCAUCGGUUUGGAAGUGUGUCUGUAUCAUCACAUAAGCAGUGUUUGCAGUAUUUAGUACCUCAGGUCUGUAAAAACUCACAUUGCCUUGAGCGCUGUAUUCCCUGGAUAUUGUGAUGGAUCUGGUUACUUUUGAGAUGCAAAGGAGUACAGUACUGAAGAAGAAAAAUGCUAUUUAUUCUACCAAUUAGCACUGCAUUUACAGCAAACUUUCCCCACAAUUUGCUUGUUAGAUAAUGUUGGUAAGGAGAGUCAAAAGUUGAAUCACAAUGGAAUAGGGCUGAAGGGCAUGUUUUUAGACAUACAAUGCCUAAACAUGUUCCCUCAGUCAAGAACCUUGUCUUGUUGGUAGUGAAAGAGGACUAGAAAUGGCAUUGUCCAAUCCAAGGAAGCCACAGGUGUAAGAUAUUAUGGGAUGUAAUGAUUGACAUACUGAUGUGCAGUGAAGUAGCCAAUAGGAAAGGGUAGGAACUAAUGUGGUCAUAGAGAUAGUGGGAAAUGUAUGGACUCGCAUUGUGAUUGGUAAUCUGUACAAAUUGGAAAUUACAGUAAUCUGGUAAAAUGUUUUAUUUUGGCUAACGUAUUGGCGGUUUUAUUUCAAUGUUCAAAUUAAGAUUAAAAUUUACCUCGUUCUUUCAGUCAUUGACACAGACUUGCCAAGGCCUGCCUCUCUUACAAAGUCACAUUUUUGCAACUGUGUGAAAUGAAAUGUCAUCUAGCAGACAGUUAAGAAUACAAGUCAGGGAUUUUGAACCAACCAUGCAUGGUGGGUCUGAACUCAAGUGCAAACAGCCUACACGGCGGCCAUGUUGGUGUCCGUAUUUGCAUUUCAUAGCCCAAGUGCUUUUGGACAUUUACAGAUCUUCUGACACUCUCAAAUAAACCAUUAUUACCGGUGUCUUCAACUCACAGAAUACCAAAAGAAUACUUGGAUAUAAGACAUAAAAACGCAGUGAAAACUCGCCUGAUCCCCUGAAAUGCAAAUAGGGACACCAACAUGGCCACCAUCACCUGUCUACUUCAUCAGUAUGGAAAGUGAGUGAAAAUGCUCUAUAGAGCUGUUUGUGUUGUAAUUAUAUCAAACUGGAUGAGAAAAUGCACUGUACAGGUCACUAAUGAAUUCAGGUACAUCUUAUGACCAUAAUUCCGGUAUAUAGACGUACCAACGUAGAAUAGUUUGAUAAAUGAGAGAAUAGCAAAGUUAGGGGAUAAGUACAGUAGUCUGCUUUCUUAUCAUUUUUAACAUUGCAAAAUGGUAUGUUGCAGGUAUGUGUACAAUAUGAUAGUUGCACCAUGAAUUUUGAUUUGAUAAGUUAGGAUACUAGGUCACACGUAUGAUGAUAUUUUACAUGUGGAAUCUUGUAGAGAGUUCCAAAUAUCUGUUGCCAAUGAAAGUACUACCUGACCCUGAACAUGCCAUACUUUUGAUACAAGGGUUUUUAUUAAUAACAGACCAUCUCAGUCUUCUUAAUACCAUAUUUGGUGCUAGAUCACUGUCAACUAUUCAAAAAAUUUCAUUCUUAAUACUAACAGAUGACCAGUCGGAAUCUAUCAAUUUGUUAUCAUCAAAUUGUGAUCGUUAAGGUCCAAUUACUAGUAUUCAACCAAAUAUGUAAUUUACAAGUCUUGACAUGUCUUUUUGCAUCAUGAAUAUGAGCACUACUGUCAGUCUUGUAUUUUAAGGUACACAAAUAUCUACUAAGACAACCAAUAAGCCAGUAUAAAUAUGUUAACACUAAGGGCAGUUUGUCAUAAAAAAAGUUACAUAGCAUUCAAUUACUGUGACAGUUACUGUAACAGCACAUCAAGUAAUCAAGGUUUGUUCAUGGCACCACCAUGGUUUUGUGUAUAUUUUCAACUUGUUUUGCAAUAUUUCUGCAGUAAACGUUUAUUUUUUAAAUACACUUUAUUUGAGACUACAAAUGUAUUAUGUACUUGGCAAUAUCAGGUUGGGAUAAGAUAUGCUAGUGUAGUUGAGAUGAAUUUGUACAGUGCUUAUUUGCCAUGUAGUUGUGUGCUACAUUUUCUACACAAGGCUUUAUAACAAACAGUAGAAGUGCAUCAUGUUUGUUAGUAGGAAGUGGAAUAAAUUAUUGGGAAUAUUU
Molecule: messenger RNA, 5418 nt
Organism: Branchiostoma belcheri (Belcher's lancelet)
Lineage: Eukaryota; Metazoa; Chordata; Leptocardii; Amphioxiformes; Branchiostomatidae
Product: mothers against decapentaplegic homolog 4-like
Exons: 13
Coding region: 528-2315 (595 amino acids)
Biological process (GO): SMAD protein signal transduction; anatomical structure morphogenesis; transforming growth factor beta receptor signaling pathway
Cellular component (GO): heteromeric SMAD protein complex
Molecular function (GO): RNA polymerase II cis-regulatory region sequence-specific DNA binding; DNA-binding transcription factor activity, RNA polymerase II-specific; I-SMAD binding
Source: RefSeq, a predicted model, not a curated record